AUGCGAAAUGAACAUAGAAAGAUAAAUAUUCAGUGGAGUCCAGAGAGCAGAGCUUCAACUGAAAGCACGACAGAGCAGAGUUUGCCUUGCUCUACAUUUCUAAUUGCUGUUGGACAGAAUGCUGUAGGUUUUCUGAACUCCUUUGUUCAAUGCUCGGGGAGCUGGGAAAUAAUUGGAGCAGUUACGCUGUGGAAUGAGAGAGUUAAAGGCACAGAUACCAUAAAUCAGCAGUUUACCACUGACACAUCAUGUCUUCUCUACCGGCUGACAUCCAAUCCAAUGAUUCUAACCUGCCAUUGUAACUGUUAUGUGGCUGAGGAUCAACUCUUCCAGUGGACUGAGAAGGUUUUUGGAAAUAUCCAGAAAAGGAACCUAAAUGUGAUAGUAUUAUCAAGCUGCUCUGUGACUGAAUAUAAAACACCCAGGUCUACUUCCAACAUCUCUGUGCCUUUCCUCCGAGCUUUGAAAACCAGUGCAUUCCAGGAGACACCCCACUGUGUGUUACUUGAGCAGCCAAAUGUGCUUUCCGGUCUCCCUGCAGCAGUCCUCAGUUACUGCCAGGUUAAGCAAAUACCUGCUGUCCUCUAUCACUGUUACAGUGAUGUGACUACGAUAGAUUCUCUGACGAUAGAAGGUUUUCGGCCAGUGCUCGCCUGCAAGGGUCUGAGUUCCUUUGUGAAAGAUACCUCCCGAAGUGCAGAAAUACUGAAACAGCUCGUUGAUAUGAAUAAGAUCCAAAGCAACCUGUAUACAUGAGACCGUAACAAUAUCUGAACAGUUUUAAAAUUAAUUUAAAAAAAUUGGGAAAUAUCCAAAAAUACUUUGUUUGUUGUCUGUAUUUAGUAGUAUUUUCUAAUGCUUAAGAAUAUUAAACUAUGACAAUUUGUUUUGGAGUGUUUUGAAUUAAAUAUUUUGUUGGAUUAUGCAGUGUAUUGUUCAUGUUUUUUACUCACUGCUUUAUUUCUACGUUGAAGUUUUUUUCUGUUGCACUACUCAUUUAUUUCCAGUCUGGAGCUAAUUCCAUCAGCCACAGCAAUCCAGCUCUGGUCACAUUGCUGCCAUUAUCCUGUAGACUUGUCAAUUAUUAAAAUCUGCAGUGAAAAGA
Molecule: messenger RNA, 1105 nt
Organism: Chiloscyllium plagiosum (whitespotted bambooshark)
Lineage: Eukaryota; Metazoa; Chordata; Chondrichthyes; Orectolobiformes; Hemiscylliidae
Source: RefSeq, a predicted model, not a curated record